CCCAGCAGCCCAGCCCGGUAGUGGUAACCCCGUCCCCGCAGUGCCCGCCCGAUCCCAUCCGCCGCAGCGCUCGUGCUGCUGUCUAGAGCCUAGCCUCACCACCAUGAGAGUCCUGCUCGCGUCUCUCUUCCUCUGCACCUUAGUCGUCAGCAACGCUAAAGGUAGCCAAGAACCUCGGAAGUCAGAUCCAUCAAACUGUGGCUGUCUGAAUGGAGGAACAUGUGUGUCCUACAAAUACUUCUCCAAUAUUCAGCGAUGCAACUGCCCAAAGAAAUUUCAAGGGAAGCAUUGUGAAAUAGAUACAUCAAAAACCUGCUAUGAGGGGAAUGGUCACUCCUAUCGAGGAAAAGCCAACACUGACAUCAAGGGCCGACCCUGUCUGGCCUGGAAUUCAGCUGCUGUCCUUGGGAAAACAUACAAUGCUCACAGAUCUGAUGCUCCUCUUCUGGGUCUGGGGAAACACAAUUACUGCAGGAACCCAGAUGGCCAAAGGCAGCCAUGGUGCUAUGUGCAGAUUGGCCGAAUGCAGUUUGUCCGUGAGUGUAUGGUGUCCAGCUGCUCUGUUGAACAAGAAUUUCAGUGUGGCCAGAGGGCUGUGAGGCCCCGCUUUAAGAUUGUUGGGGGAGAGUUCACCAACAUUGAGAACCAGCCCUGGUUUGCAGCCAUCUACAGAAAGCACCAGGGAGGCUCUGUUACCUAUGUGUGCGGUGGCAGCCUUAUCAGUCCUUGCUGGGUGGUCAGUGCCACACAUUGCUUCAUUAAUUACCCUCGGAAGGAACACUACAUUGUCUAUGUGGGUCGAUCAACACUGAACUCUGUUACUCCUGGGGAGAGGAAGUUCGAAGUAGAGCAGCUCAUCUUACACGAGGACUAUAGUGCUGACAGCCUGGCCCACCACAAUGAUAUUGCCUUAUUGAAGAUUCGUUCAAAUACAUACCAGUGUGCGAAGCCAUCCCGGUCCAUACAAACCAUCUGCUUGCCCCCAAGGGUUGACGAUGCCCAUUUUGGCACAAGCUGUGAGAUCACUGGCUUCGGAAAAGAAAGUUCCAGUGACUAUCUUUAUCCAAAGAAUCUGAAAAUGACAGUUGUCAAACUAGUUUCUCACAAGGAGUGUCAGCAGCCCCACUACUAUGGCUCUGAAGUCACCACCAAAAUGUUGUGUGCGGCUGAUCCACAAUGGGAAACAGAUUCUUGCCAGGGAGACUCUGGAGGACCCCUUGUUUGCUCUACCAAUGACCGUAUGACCCUGACUGGGAUUGUGAGCUGGGGUCGAGGAUGUGCCUUGAAGGACAAGCCAGGUGUCUACACGAGGGUCUCAUACUUCCUGGACUGGAUCCACGCCCACAUCGGGGAUGAAAAUGGCCUCGCCCUUUGAGCACCUCCAGAGAACCAAAGGAGGAAACAAACAGGGUGGGAAACUCCCAUGCUGACUGUCAUCUCUGCUGCUGGGUCAUCUCCAUCAGCUCUAGGGAAGAGGCUGCGUGAGACAGGCUCUAUGGAGAUGGUUUGCUUGUGCUGCCCACCAGGGUGAGCAAUAAUAGCUUUACCCUCAGACAUGGGCCUGGGUGCUGGUCACCCAGACCCUCCUGGCUGGGAUGGAGCGGUGGUCCUGACUCAGGAUGGUUUUGACCAGUUACAUCUUCUUCUGGACUAAAAUCUCCGGAGUUCAAAAUGGUGUCUCCUGUGUAUGGAUGGGAGGAGAGUUAGUUCCCCCAACAGAGCCAUUAAUGAAGCCUAUUCUUGGGAAAUGAAUAAUUUCCCAAUUAGGAAUUGUAACAGCUGAGGUCUCUUGAGAGAGCUUGAUCAAUGUGAGAACAGUAUUUGGGGGAGGGGGGGAUAGAGACACUAAUAGUUUGAGGGAGGGACUCUGCAUUCCACAAAUGGAUUGGGAAAUACCAUUUAUGUUUGUGUACUUGGGUGCUGGCUAUGAGUGUAAACAAGUAAAUGAAAUAGAGCUGGUAUGUGCCUGUGUCUGACUACAAGUCUAAAUAUUCCCUAAAACUGUGGACUGUGGUGUCACAAAGUGGUUUAUCUGGAGAUGUUAUGUGUCAUUACUGGAGCUUCUUGGAUCACCCAUGUGAUACUUUCUGUGAUUGUAGCAUUUUCAAGCAUGACCUGUGACCAGCACUAAAUGUCUGUUUCACUUUUAUGUAGUUAUCAGUUUCUUGGCCAGUUAAGCCCUCUGACUUACUAGCAAAUUUUGUCCAAUCCUCACUGGAUGGGGUGAGGACCACUCCUAUAUACUGAAUAUUUAAUAAUUAUAUUCUGCUGUUUUUAUUUAUAUCUAUUUUUUAUAAUUAUAAAUAAGGAUGAUCAAUAAAAUGUGAUUUUUUCUGAA
Molecule: messenger RNA, 2338 nt
Organism: Perognathus longimembris pacificus (Pacific pocket mouse)
Lineage: Eukaryota; Metazoa; Chordata; Mammalia; Rodentia; Heteromyidae
Gene: Plau
Product: plasminogen activator, urokinase
Exons: 11
Coding region: 104-1375 (423 amino acids)
Biological process (GO): fibrinolysis; regulation of cell adhesion mediated by integrin; plasminogen activation
Molecular function (GO): serine-type endopeptidase activity
Source: RefSeq, a predicted model, not a curated record